Messenger RNA from Tachyglossus aculeatus (Australian echidna), 1753 nucleotides. It is a transcript of the gene ITM2A, whose product is annotated as integral membrane protein 2A. Gene Ontology annotation, molecular function: amyloid-beta binding. Gene Ontology annotation, biological process: negative regulation of amyloid precursor protein biosynthetic process. The coding region runs from base 97 to 864 and encodes 255 amino acids. Gene Ontology annotation, cellular component: Golgi apparatus; extracellular exosome; plasma membrane. The transcript is spliced from 6 exons. NCBI's taxonomy places the organism in Eukaryota, Metazoa, Chordata, Mammalia, Monotremata, Tachyglossidae. The record is from RefSeq and is a predicted model, not a curated record.
CCCGGUGACGUCAUAGGCGGGGAGGAGCGGAGCGCACCGCGCACAGUGUAGCGCGGCAGGGAGUAGCUCGUGUGUUUUCGGGUUCCCGUCGCCGACAUGGUGAAGAUCGCCUUCAACUCGCCCUUCGCGCAGAAGGAGGAGCCCAAAAAGGACGUGGAAGCCUUGGUGGCCGACAAGGAUCCAGAAAUUGUAACCCAUGGAAGUGAAAAUUCUUCGGGGAGGUGCUUGCUGACCCUGUUGGGCCUCGCGUUCAUCCUAGCCGGGGUGGUCGUCGGUGGCGCCUGCAUCUAUAAGUACUUCAUGCCCAGGCACAAGGUGCUCCGUGGGGAGAUGUGCUACGUUGAGAACGAGGGUCGGGACCAGGCUGUGGACCAUGCUGCAGCGGAGCCGUACUUCCUGCCGAUUGCGGAAGAGGCCGAUAUUCGGGAAGAUGACAACAUAGCCAUCAUCGAUGUUCCUGUUCCGAAAUUCUCCGACAGUGACCCCGCCGCUAUCGUCCACGACUUUGAUAGGCUCCUGACCGCCUAUCUAGACUUGCAGCUGGGCAACUGUUAUGUGAUCCCUCUGAAUACGUCCAUUGUCAUGCCCCCGAGGAAUCUGAUGGACCUUUUUGCCAAGCUGGCGACCGGCUCCUAUUUACCUCAGACAUACCUGGUCCGAGAAGAAAUGGUGGUCACCGAAGAGAUCGAAAGAGUCUCUGAUCUCGGCAUCUUCAUUUACCAGCUCUGUGUGGGGAAAGAGACCUUCAGACUGCAGCGCAAAGAUCAAAUCCUGGGUCUCCAGAAGCGGUCUGCUGAAAACUGUCGAAAGAUCAGGCAUUUUUCAAACGAGUUUGUUCUCGAAACAAAAAUCUGUCAACAGUGAAAGGCACCGAAUGAGAAGUGACCACUCUGACUCACGUAUUUUAGGAAGUCUGGGCUAUACGAUUGGACUUCAAAAUUAAAAAGUGCAGCGAUAAUCAAAAGCCUUAUUCAUUCUGCAUUUUCUGUGUUGCUUGUAUUCCAACAAAUUCACCACUGCAAGCUUUUGCUGAUCUUUUGGUAUGACUGCCGUCUCUAAUUUUUUAAAACUGAGAUUGGAGAGAGCAUUGAAAAGCCGAACUUAUCCAUUAAAUUUGUAGAAUUUAGACUUUUUUUUUCUUUUCAAAUAAUAGUGUUACCGUUAGCUAGCUUGGCAAGGAUAAAUUCAAGCCGGAACCAGUUUGUGUAGCUCCGAUUUACCCAUGUAAUAGAAUUCUCAAAGUUCUUCAGUCAGUCUUGUGGUGGAAAAUGCCUAGUUUUAAGACAGAUGGAAAGUUGGUUUCGAGCUCCAUGUCUGAGGCGUGUAAAAUCUCUCAGUAACACCGCUUGUUAUCAUUUUGUGCAAUUACUGUAUUGAACUUAUAUGUAUAUUUGGUAACUUCCCUGGUUAGGAUUUGAGUCUUUAUUUCUGUUAAGUUUUUGUGCUCAUUAGAUACCUUUAAGCAGUUUGUGUCCCGUAUAUUGGGUUACAAAUGAGUUUCUCAUCCUAACUACUUGUUUAGCAGACACUCGUUCUUGUUUGGCCCGUUUUGUGACUGCGCUUGUCUCCAUAAAGCUUCAGCUCUUCAGGCCUAGAUGCAAACUUUUUAGAUUGAUGGAAGUUUUUAUGGGCAAGCUGAGGAAUCAAUCCUACCUGAUGGAGAGCCGAAGCGUCUGGCGUGUCCGGCACGCUGGUGAGGAUUUUGUAUCGGAUGCCGAGGUGUUCGGCCUUACAAUAAAGGUUUCUCUAGAAG